AUGUUUUUUUUUUCGAAAAUAUUACCUUAUACUGUGGCUUCUAAAGUUUUUAUUCAUCCAGUUUCCUUUCGACAAUUCCGAAAUUUUCAUUUUUCAAAAGUAUAUUAUGCUAUAAAGAAAUAUACUAAGGAGCAUGAAUGGAUUUCUCUUGAUGAUAAUGGAAUUGGAGUAGUUGGUAUAACUGAUUAUGCUCAAAAGGCUUUAGGAGAUGUUGUUUUUUUGGAAUUACCAGAACCAGGAUUAAUAUUUUCCAAAGGAGAUAGCAUUGGUGUAGUUGAAAGUGUUAAAUCUGCUAGUGAUAUAUAUGCGCCUUUAAGCGGUAAAAUAAUUGAGUCAAAUAAUUCAUUGCUGGGAAAUCCUGGUUUAAUUAAUAAAGAUGCUGAAUCUGAUGGCUGGAUAUGCAAAAUAAAAAUAGAUGAUAUUCAUGAGUUUAAUGUUCUUAUGGAUGUUGAUGAUUAUAAAAUGUAUUGUGAUGAAUAA
Molecule: messenger RNA, 480 nt
Organism: Pneumocystis murina B123
Lineage: Eukaryota; Fungi; Ascomycota; Pneumocystomycetes; Pneumocystales; Pneumocystaceae
Product: glycine cleavage system H protein
Exons: 4
Coding region: 1-480 (159 amino acids)
Biological process (GO): glycine decarboxylation via glycine cleavage system; protein lipoylation
Cellular component (GO): mitochondrion; cytoplasm; glycine cleavage complex
Source: RefSeq, a predicted model, not a curated record